AUGAAAAUGGAUGAUGCUCAUGAAGACCACGUACCAUAUUCCUCAAAUGGGCGCUUGUCUUCCAGAGGGCGACGAUUCGGGUAUUGGCGAGUGCUGAUAAUAAUGGCCGUGCUUGGUCUUGCUGCUGUGACCGGCGCGUUGGUCGCGCUCUCCUUCUUAAGCGUGGAAGCCAAAGGCCCAAAGGUCACCGAUAAGGUAUGGUUUGAUGUAUCAAUUGGUGGCACUUCCAUUGGACGUAUCGAGAUCGGUCUGUUCGGGGAUCAAGUGCCGAAGACUGUCCGCAAUUUCCGCGAACUGGCGGAGAAACCCGUGGGCGAAGGUUAUGCGGGCUCCACAUUCCACCGAGUUAUUAAAGACUUCAUGAUUCAAGGCGGGGACUUCACAAGAGGUGAUGGAACCGGAGGCAGAAGCAUUUAUGGAGAAAAAUUCGAGGACGAAAAUUUCGAUUUGAAACACUAUGGUGCGGGUUGGCUGUCCAUGGCGAACGCUGGUCCGGACACAAACGGCUCGCAGUUUUUCAUUACGACGAAACCCACCUCUUGGUUGGAUGGGAAGCAUGUCGUUUUUGGAAAAGUCAUUAAAGGAAUGGAUGUUGUGAGGAAGAUUGAAGCCACUAAAACUGGCAGAGGGGAUAAGCCGACGUCGACCGUGAAGAUUGAUAGCAGUGGAAGCGAAAAAGUUCCCACGCCAUUUGUCGUUGAAGAAGCAGACGCUGAAGAAUAACAGUCCAAAAAUGUUGCAAAAACGACUGAGUCCUACUGUGAUUUGCGACUAGAUCAUUAUUCCGCUUUUUGAUAGUGUGUUUAAAGCAGCAGCUCUCACGAGUCUUUUCGCUUUUAUGAUUCUUGUGUUCGGCAAUGAUUGUUUUUUUUUUUUCGAAAGUACUGUACGUACAUAUGAGGGAGAUUUUCACUGACUUCCGGGCACAAUACACUGACUUUUUUUUUCUUA
Molecule: messenger RNA, 951 nt
Organism: Notodromas monacha
Lineage: Eukaryota; Metazoa; Arthropoda; Ostracoda; Podocopida; Cyprididae
Source: the annotation of a GenBank genome assembly